Messenger RNA from Suhomyces tanzawaensis NRRL Y-17324, 501 nucleotides. RefSeq names its product E2 ubiquitin-conjugating protein (gene RAD6). Gene Ontology annotation, biological process: protein polyubiquitination; DNA repair; proteasome-mediated ubiquitin-dependent protein catabolic process. Gene Ontology annotation, molecular function: ubiquitin conjugating enzyme activity. The coding region runs from base 1 to 501 and encodes 166 amino acids. NCBI's taxonomy places the organism in Eukaryota, Fungi, Ascomycota, Pichiomycetes, Serinales, Debaryomycetaceae. The record is from RefSeq and is a predicted model, not a curated record. Gene Ontology annotation, cellular component: HULC complex. The transcript is spliced from 3 exons.
AUGUCCACACCAGCAAAGAGAAGACUCAUGCGUGAUUUCAAGCGCAUGCAACAAGAUGCCCCCAGUGGAGUGUCAGCAUCGCCGUUACCUGACAACGUGAUGUCUUGGAAUGCAGUUAUCAUAGGCCCAGCCGAUACUCCGUUUGAAGACGGAACGUUUCGACUCAUAUUGCAGUUUGACGAGCAAUAUCCCAACAAGCCCCCAACCGUCAAGUUCAUAAGUGAAAUGUUCCAUCCAAACGUGUAUGCCUCAGGAGAAUUGUGUUUAGAUAUCUUGCAAAACAGAUGGUCGCCCACCUACGACGUGUCGUCGAUCUUGACAUCGAUCCAGUCAUUGUUGAACGACCCCAACAUCCUGUCACCAGCCAACGUGGAGGCAGCCAAUCUCUACAAGGACCACAGAUCGCAGUACGUCAAGAGAGUCCGAGAAACCGUGGAAAAUAGCUGGAAUGAAGACGACUUGGACGAUGACCUGGACGACGACGAUAUUGACGAAGAUUGA